Messenger RNA from Canariomyces notabilis, 3697 nucleotides. RefSeq names its product TBC-domain-containing protein. The transcript has a single exon. Lineage: Eukaryota; Fungi; Ascomycota; Sordariomycetes; Sordariales; Chaetomiaceae. The record is from RefSeq and is a predicted model, not a curated record. Bases 257 to 3697 code for a protein of 1146 amino acids.
GAUGCGUAGCACAUGAAGCAGUGUACUGCACUUUAAUCUGUUGUUUUCAAACUAACCCUACUUCUUUCCCAUCUUUCUGCUGCUUCCCCCAUCCGACAGACCGAUACAUGGAAAGCAAGCUGUCACAGCGACUUAACUCUAACGUUAACGAACGUUACCAGGCGACUUGCGCAUGCAACACCCUUACUGCUGCUGUCGUAGCAAUACAACCCCAAUAGCUACGAAUUUGGGCCAUGUCGCAUCCUGAACCGGCGAUAUGGAUGAGACGACUGCUUCUUCUUCGUCGGCUCCGCUAGAGCGUUCAGUCUCACAGCAGUCGGGUGUCUCGAUAAGGAGCUACCGGUCGACCGCCCGCGCACGCAAGAAGCUCACAUCCCAGCCCUCGAGCUCGGCUUCAUCUAUCGCACCCUCCGACAAGUCUUUGAUCUCGUUUCCGUCAUUUUCUCCCGACUCACCCCGCGAUGAGCGAUCCUCCUUCCUCCGAGAUGACGACGACUCGACCGUGACCUCGUCGCGCAAGACGUCCGGCCAGAGCUUUGCCGUCUCAGAGCAGAGUGAACCGGGGCAGCAACAGGGGCCGAGCCAGGGGCAGGAUAAACGGCCACAACCCACUACGACUGUUGAUAACCUCAUCAAGAGCUCGACAACAGUAACUGACCGCGGCGCGUUAUUCGAGGAUGCGCCACUGGCCUCGCGCAAGAUCCCGGGCGCAUUGCACCACGCCGACGACCAACAUAUCGAGCGCCUGAUUGCCCGCCAUGGCGCUGUCAACCUCGUGCGUCAGAUCGCUGAAGACCUGGCCGAGCGUGAUGCCCAGAUGGCGAGUUUGCGUCGCAAGGCGGACGAAAGGGAGCGGGCGCUGCGCAAAAUCAUCCUGGAAUGUGGCCUUUCUAGUCUUGAUCUUGAGACACGGCUGCGCACGAUCGAACAAGAAGCCAAGGCGAAUGGAGCCGCCAAGGGGAUAGUCGGAGAGGGGCUCUCGGAUCUCAUGACAGACGCCAUGUCUGACGAUGUCAGGCAUCCCUUUGCCAAGGAUGCCUUCGACGACGCAACGAUCCGGGCGAAUUCGGUGCCCCUCCCUGCCCGCUCGGAGGCCGAGAAUGGCAAAGGCACGACACGAGGGUGGAAGGACUACAUCUGGGGUGGUACAGUCAAGAAGACCAGUCGCGCAAGCAGCAUGACCCGUGAAGCCAGCAAGGCACAACAGCCGGCUGUCGUCAAACCCAGCCCGCCGACGGAGCGACGGCCAGCACUGCCCGAGGACCUGUUCAACCCGCCGGGGGAAAAUUCUGGGAGAAGCUCAAGCAGGGCCUCCAGUGUUCACUCGGCGCAUGCUCCACGGAAACCAUCUCUGGCAAGCCUGGCACUCCGUCUGGUUGCAGGAGGUGCCACGGCGGCCCGCGAUGGUGAGCCUCGCGGACGCGCGAGCAGCGUACAGGGCGGGGGUUCGCUCCGGACGCCUUCCUCAUCGAGCGUGAAGACGAACACCUCCGCACGUGCUGUGUCAGCGCAGAUCGGAGGACCAAAGGCCUUGAUGGCGAUGCGUCGCACUGCUGGCGGUACAGCCCGGCCCGUGGAUGUCCCGCCUCGGUCACAGCUGCAGGAUCGCUGGGAUAUGAUGGAAUCCAGUCCUGGGGGUGACGUGGCUGCUCGGCACCAGAGCUACGGUCCGGUCGAGAUGGACACCAUCCUACCACCAGAAGUCCAGCCGCCUACACUGACGCAUAUCUACAAUAAUCACGCCGGGGCUGACUAUUUGACCGACCGCUUUGGCUUCAUUUAUGACCAGCGCAGGAAAAAGCGCCAACGUGAAGCAGCCCAGAUGGCCCGCCACGCCAAGAAAGGUAGCCGCACCGAGAUGCUGACCAACGGUCGGAGCAGUCUCUCUCCAGUCUUGCUAGAGGACAGCUCAAGUGGAAAAUGGGAUAUGAGUAGUGAAGGCAGGCCGGGAACGCCUUGUUCGUCGGAAGAGCCACGAGAAGAGGCCAAACCUAAGAGAUGGCAGGACUACUUGAAGAUUGCAACUUUCCCUACUGAGCUGCUCUCACACAUGCCGUUGAUCAGCGCUCAGGGCAUAGAGGUGUUGGAGGCCAGCGAGACACCGAAGUCACCGGCGCAAUCACCCAUAAUCGUGACUGAAGAAAGAGGCUUCUUGCCGUCGGCCACAACCACGGCCGCAAUAGCACCUAUCGAGGAGAGUCAGCCCACUUCGGAGUCUGAACAGCCUCCAGCAACACUUGCAAAGGAGGAUGCUGAGCCCGUUAGAAUGCUGCUUGAAAACCUUAACCAGCUCCACGACACCCUUCAGCGAGAGAAGACAGUACGAUGGAAUGACUUUCUCAGAAAAGUGCGAGCAGAGCGCAAACGGGACGGAGAGGCCGCGGCAGCCGCAGCGGCGGCCGCAGCCGAGGCACGUUUCCAGCGUGCCACCGCGGUGAUGCCCGAGACCCGGAUUGGCGACGGUGAGCUGAUCGGCGUCGCAAGCCUUGGCAUCCAAGGCAAAGUCGGCCGCGCCAAAGCCAAUGAAUUCAAAUCCCUCGUCCUCAGCGGCAUUCCCGUGGCCUUCCGUGCCAAAAUCUGGUCCGAAUGCUGCGGCGCCAACGCGCUGCGCAUACCAGGUUACUACGAGGACCUGGUCAACCGGUCCGAAGACGCCGACGACGCCCAAGUAGUCGCACAGAUCAAAGCCGACAUCACGCGCACCCUAACCGACAACAUCUUCUUCCGCAAAGGGCCCGGCGUUGAGAAGCUCCACCAGGUCCUCCUCGCCUACUCCCGCCGUAACCCCGACGUCGGCUACUGCCAGGGCAUGAACCUGGUCGUAGCCAACCUCCUGCUCAUCACGCCCUCCGCAGAAGACGCCUUCUGGAUCCUCGUCUCCAUGGUCGAACACAUCCUCCCGCCAAACUACUUCGACCAUUCCCUACUCGCCUCCCGCGCCGACCAAGUCGUGCUGCGGCAGUACGUCGCCGAAGUUCUCCCCAAACUCUCCGCCCACUUUGACGCCCUCUCCAUCGACCUCGAAACAAUGACCUUCCAAUGGUUCCUCUCCCUCUUCACCGACUGCCUCUCAGCCGAAGCACUCUUCCGCGUCUGGGACGUGCUGCUCUGCACCCCGCACGACGGCGGCGCGUUUUUGUUUCAAGUCGCUUUGGCCUUGCUCAAGCUCAACGAGCCCCUGCUCCUCCGCUGCGACUCCCCCGCGAACGUAUAUACCUAUAUUAACCACCAAAUGACUAACCAUGCGAUAAGCAUUGAUGGGCUGAUCCAGGCCUCGGAGGCGCUAAGGAGAUUGCUGAAGAAGGAGGAUAUUGAGGCUCGCAGGGCAAAGGCGAUUGAGGAGGAACGGGAGCAGGUGAGAAGACGCGAGGAGAGGUUGAGGGAGUAUAAGAGGAGGAAUCGUCCGUCGAUGGGUGUGCUGCAGCAACAAGCGACGGGCCUUACGGCGAGUACAAGUACAAGUGCCAUGUCGAGUAGGGACAGGGAGGUGACAGUGCGCGGCAAGGCCCAGGGUGCUCCGCCGGUGGUUAGUCAGGAGGAGGUUUUGGUUAGUGCUAGCAGUAGGGCUGUUAGUCGCUGUCCUAGUGCUAGUGGGAGUGAGGUCGCUGGAGGAGGAGGGAGGUCGCCUUUGUUAGGGGCCGUAGGGGCUGCGAAGGCGGGUGCGGCGGGUGAGGGUAAGGGGGAGGAGGCUGCCUGA